CGCCUCGGGCAGGGUAGCCAGCGGCUGCAUCUGAGGCGGACGCCGCAGUGUAGGGCACACCCUGAGGGUAGCGAGAGACGUGACAGGACCGAGCAGCUGGGGGCUGCAGCCUGCUGUGUCCCCACCGAUCCCAGAGAGAGGCUGUGAGUCUGGAUCUGGGCGUUCGCACCCUGAGAGAGGGGGUCAAAGCUCCCCUGCGGCCCCGAGGAAGAAGAGCAAGGUUGAGGACCGCCUCGGGUCACCAGAGUAGUUUGGAGGCAGGCCUGCAGGCGCGUCCCCGCUCCUCAGCUCCAAGCUGACGUAUCUACACCUGCCGGCGGGCAUUAAGAUGGCUGGUUAUGCCACUACUCCCAGCCCCAUGCAGACCCUUCAGGAGGAAGCGGUGUGUGCCAUCUGCUUGGAUUACUUCAAGGACCCCGUGUCCAUCAGCUGCGGGCACAACUUCUGCCGAGGGUGUGUGACCCAGCUGUGGGGUAAGGAGGACGAGGAGGAAGAUGAAUGGGAGGAGGAGGAGGACGAGGAGGCGGUGGGGGCCGUGGAUGGAUGGGACGGCUCCAUUCGAGAGGUGUCGUAUCGGGGGAAUGCUGACGAAGAGUUGUUCCAAGACCAAGAUGACGAUGAACUCUGGCUCGGUGACAGUGGUAGAACUAAUUGGGACAACGUAGACUAUAUGUGGGACGAGGAGGAAGAAGAAGAGGAAGAUCAGGACUGUUACCUAGGAGGCUUGAGACCUGACCUGAGGAUUGAUGUCUACCGAGAAGAAGAAGAAACACUGGAAGCAUACGAUGAGGACGAAGAUGAAGAGCUGUAUCCUGACAUCCACCCGCCUCCUUCCUUGCCCCUUCCAGGGCAGUUCACCUGCCCCCAGUGCCGAAAGAGCUUUACACGUCGCAGCUUUCGUCCCAACUUGCAGCUGGCCAACAUGGUCCAGAUAAUUCGCCAGAUGUGCCCCACUCCUUAUCGGGGAAACCGGAGUAAUGAUCAGGGCAUGUGCUUUAAACACCAGGAAGCCCUGAAACUCUUCUGUGAGGUGGACAAAGAGGCCAUCUGUGUGGUGUGCCGAGAAUCCAGGAGCCACAAACAGCACAGCGUGCUGCCUUUGGAGGAGGUGGUUCAGGAGUACCAGUGAGCCCUGGGCACUGUGGUGUCUCCAGUCCCCACCCCAGGUCAGGAGGCCAGCUUGGUCUAGGAGGAGAGGCUGGACUUUGGAGGGUUUUUCUGGCAUUGUCUGCCCAGCUGCUCCAAGCCAGGCUGAUGAAGGAGGAGUCCCCUGUGGUGAGCUGGAGGUUGUAGCCUGAAGAUGGCACAGCUCUGUGAUUCAUCUCCUGCGGUUGUGGCGGCCACGGUGAUGGAGACUGCAGCUCAACAGGAGUGGUAGGAGGGUACCCGUGGAGGCCAAGUAGUAGGAGCCUUGGAGGGUGACAUAUUUUUCUUAAUGCUCCCCACACAUGGGAUCUGAGCCAGCUGAGCCCUGAAACCUCCCAGGCUGAGAACGUAGUGUGGCACUUCACAUGAGACUGCGCAGAAGUCGAUACAACUGGCAUGUUAGCCACAGGAACUCUGCCAAGCGUUCGGGAAUAGAAGGGGUGGACAGGACCCCACCUGCUUUUCCUAAUCUCAUGGGUAUCAGGCACCAGGCAGCCUUGCCCCUGGAAUGGAGACAUCUCAGGUCUGAAGGCCAGAAUUCUACAGUAAGUCCUACUGAGUCAAGGUGGGAGCAGGGUCGGUGGCCUCCGAAGCUCUGAGGGAGAAUCCGUUUCCUGGCCGUAGAGGUGGCCUGCACUCCUCAGCUUGUGCUGCCCGUCUCGAAUGACUGGAGUUUCCUGCUUCUGUCACUACACCUCCCACCCUCUCCAUCACCUGCUCUGCUCUUACAAGGAUCCGAAGAAAUGGAAUCAUAUCGCUGAUCUACGUAAACAAAUUGAAGAAUUGUCUGAAAGAAAAUAUGGGAUUGGUGUCAAUCAAAGACAAAUCACAACAAGUGAUUGUCCAGGGUGUCCAUGAGCUCUAUGAUCUGGAGGAGACUCCAGUGAGCUGGAAGGAUGACACUGAGAGAACAAAUCGAUUGGUCCUCCUUGGCAGAAAUUUAGAUAAGGAUAUCCUUAAACAGCUGUUUAUAGCUACUGUGACAGAAACAGAAAAGCAGUGGACAACACAUUUCAAAGAAGAUCAAGUUUGUGCUGUUGUAGGAGCAAGGGAUACAAUGAUGAUCAAGGCAGAUGCAGCCCUUACCUUCAGGUCGUGGAGUCCGGAUACAGACUGGAGGCAGGCAGCUGUAAGAUGUGUGACAAAUGCUGCGCUGGAUCAGCCCAUGGUAUUAGGAGAGCAGGCUCCGGUAGACUGCAAAUGACCUGCUUUCUUUCCGCUCCCGGGUUGCUUUCGGACACCUGUCGAAUAGGAAAUCCCAAGUAAGCUACCUGCGGUCGUCGGCAGAUCUGAGUUUUCUUCUUGGACACCUAAUACCCACAGCCCUCCAGGCUCCGGUAGAUUGCAAAUGACCUGCUUUCUUUGGGAUCCCGGGUUGCUUUCGGACACCUGUCGAAUAGGAAAUCCCAAGUAAGCUACCUGCGGUCGUCAGCAGAUCUGAGUUUUCUUCCUGGACACCUAAUACCCACAGCCCUCCAGAGACCGAGAGGUUGAUGUCACUCCCAAUAUCGGAGGAAGUAUACACCCCCGUGUGAGAUGUUCCUUAAUGAUAUUCCACGGCGGAGGGGUUGAUAUGACUACAUACAUGGCAGAAAGUGGAAACCCCCCAGGGAUAUUAUUCCCACGAUCCUGGAGGGAAGAAGAUGAUGUUACUUUCAAUAUGACAGAAGGUGGAUGAAGUGGUGGACUGCCCCUCCACACCUGUGGACACGCCCCCACUGAUAUUCCCUGUAAUUGCAGCGUGGGAGAGGAGGAUAUGACACGCCAUAUCGCAGGGAGCAGAAACACCCCUGUGUUACUGUUCUUCAUAUUCAGGGAGGAAGAGGAUGAUAUUACUCCCAAUACAGACGGGUGUACACCCUCUGUACACCGAGGGUGUACACCCGUCUGUGAAAGAGUUCGUAAUCUCCAGAGGGGGAGAUGAUAUUACUCACAAUAUGGUAAAGAGGCUGUGAGUCCUCGGAGGAUCCUCAGAGCCAGCGGGGGAAGAGGGGCUGGCUCUGAGACCCCGCCUCGCUGGGGGUGCCUCCCCCCACUGCGAUGGGGGUCCUAAGAGACAGUGGGGGAAGAGGGGCUGGCUCUGAGACCCCGCCUCGCGGGGGUUGCCUCCCCCCCUGCGAUGGGGGUCCUAAGGGCCAGUGGGGGAAGAGGGGCUGGGUCUGAGACCCCGCCUCACGGGGGGUGCCUCCCCACCCUGCGAUGGGGGUCCUAAGGGCCAGUGGGGGAAGAGGGGCUGGCUCUGAGUACCCGCCUCACGGGGGGUGCCUCACCCCCCUGCGACGGGGGUCCUAAGGGCCAGUGGGGGAAGAGGGGCUGGCUCAGAGACACCGCCUCGCGAGGGGUGCCUCCCCCCCCGCGAUGGGGUUCCAAAGGGCCAGUGGGGGAAGAGGGGCUGGCUCUGAGACCGCGCCUCACGGGGGGUGCCUCCCCCCCUGUGAUGGGGGUCCUAAGAGCCAGGAGCAGAAGAGGGGAUGGCUCUCUGUACCCGCCUCGCGGGGGGUGCCUCACCCCCCCCGUGAUGGGGGUCCUAAGAGCCAGAAGGCUUAGAGGGGCUGGCUCUCAGUCCCCGCCUCGUGGGGGGUGCCUCCUCCCCCUGCGAUGGGGGUCCUAAAUGCCAGUGGGGAAAGAGGGGCUCGCUCUGAGACCCCGCCUCGCUGUGGGUGCCUCCCCCCACUGCGAUGGGGGUCCUAAGGGCCAGUGGGGAAAGAGGGGCUGGCUCUCAGUCCCCGCCUCGUGGGGGGUGCCUCCUCCUCCUGCGACGGGGGUCCUAAAUGCCAGUGGGGAAAGAGGGGCUCGCUCUGAGACCCCGCCUCGCUGGGGAUGCCUCCUCCCCCUGCGAUGGGGUUCCUAAGAGCCAGGGGGGGAAGAGGGGCUGGCUCUCAGUCCCCGCCGCGCGGUGGGGUGCCUCCCCCCCUCGUGAUACGGAUCCUAAGAGCCAGGGGGGGAACAGGGGGAGAGGAUGAUAAUUUCAGCAUCGCAGGCUGUGUUCACCCAGCCUGUUAAAUUGUUAUUAGUAUCCUGAAAGGGAGAGGAUGAUAUUACUCCCCAUAACAGACAGAUAUGACUCCCCAUCGUAGAGCACGAGGUGUACACCCGCCCUGUGAUUUUCUUCCUCAUAUUCAGAGACCGAGAGGUUGAUGUCACUCCCAAUAUCGGAGGAAGUAUACACCCCCGUGUGAGAUGUUCCUUAAUGAUAUUCCACGGCGGAGGGGGUGAUAUGACUACAUACAUGGCAGAAAGUGGAAACCCCCCAGGGAUAUUAUUCCCACGAUCCUGGAGGGAAGAAGAUGAUGUUACUUUCAAUAUGACAGAAGGUGGAUGAAGUGGUGGACUGCCCCUCCACACCUGUGGACACGCCCCCACUGAUAUUCCCUGUAAUUGCAGCGUGGGAGACGAGGAUAUGACACGCCAUAUCGCAGGGAGCAGAAACACCCCUGUGUUACUGUUCUUCAUAUUCAGGGAGGAAGAGGAUGAUAUUACUCCCAAUACAGACGGGUGUACACCCUCUGUACACCGAGGGUGUACACCCGUCUGUGAAAGAGUUCGUAAUCUCCAGAGGGGGAGAUGAUAUUACUCACAAUAUGGUAAAGAGGCUGUGAGUCCACGGAGGAUCCUCAGAGCCAGCGGGGGAAGAGAGGCUGGCUCUGAGACCCCGCCUCGCUGUAGGUGCCUCCCCCCACUGCGAUGGGGGUCCUAAGGGCCAGUGGGGGAAGAGGGGCUGGGUCUGAGACCCCGCCUCACGGGGGGUGCCUCCCCACCCUGCGAUGGGGGUCCUAAGGGCCAGUGGGGGAAGAGGGGCUGGCUCUGAGUACCCGCCUCACGGGGGGUGCCUCCCCACCCUGCGACGGGGGUCCUAAGGGCCAGUGGGGGAAGAGGGGCUGGCUCAGAGACACCGCCUCGCGAGGGGUGCCUCCCCCCCCGCGAUGGGGUUCCAAAGGGCCAGUGGGGGAAGAGGGGCUGGCUCUGAGACCGCGCCUCACGGGGGGUGCCUCCCCCCCUGUGAUGGGGGUCCUAAGAGCCAGGAGCAGAAGAGGGGAUGGCUCUCUGUACCCGCCUCGCGGGGGGUGCCUCACCCCCCCCGUGAUGGGGGUCCUAAGAGCCAGAAGGCUUAGAGGGGCUGGCUCUCAGUCCCCGCCUCGUGGGGGGUGCCUCCUCCCCCUGCGAUGGGGGUCCUAAAUGCCAGUGGGGAAAGAGGGGCUCGCUCUGAGACCCCGCCUCGCUGUGGGUGCCUCCCCCCACUGCGAUGGGGGUCCUAAGGGCCAGUGGGGAAAGAGGGGCUGGCUCUCAGUCCCCGCCUCGUGGGGGGUGCCUCCUCCUCCUGCGACGGGGGUCCUAAAUGCCAGUGGGGAAAGAGGGGCUCGCUCUGAGACCCCGCCUCGCUGGGGAUGCCUCCUCCCCCUGCGAUGGGGUUCCUAAGAGCCAGGGGGGGAAGAGGGGCUGGCUCUCAGUCCCCGCCGCGCGGUGGGGUGCCUCCCCCCCUCGUGAUACGGAUCCUAAGAGCCAGGGGGGGAACAGGGGGAGAGGAUGAUAAUUUCAGCAUCGCAGGCUGUGUUCACCCAGCCUGUUAAAUUGUUAUUAGUAUCCUGAAAGGGAGAGGAUGAUAUUACUCCCCAUAACAGACAGAUAUGACUCCCCAUCGUAGAGCACGAGGUGUACACCCGCCCUGUGAUUUUCUUCCUCAUAUUCAGAGACCGAGAGGUUGAUGUCACUCCCAAUAUCGGAGGAAGUAUACACCCCCGUGUGAGAUGUUCCUUAAUGAUAUUCCACGGCGGAGGGGGUGAUAUGACUACAUACAUGGCAGAAAGUGGAAACCCCCCAGGGAUAUUAUUCCCACGAUCCUGGAGGGAAGAAGAUGAUGUUACUUUCAAUAUGACAGAAGGUGGAUGAAGUGGUGGACUGCCCCUCCACACCUGUGGACACGCCCCCACUGAUAUUCCCUCUAAUUGCAGCGUGGGAGACGAGGAUAUGACACGCCAUAUCGCAGGGAGCAGAAACACCCCUGUGUUACUGUUCUUCAUAUUCAGGGAGGAAGAGGAUGAUAUUACUCCCAAUACAGACGGGUGUACACCCUCUGUACACCGAGGGUGUACACCCGUCUGUGAAAGAGUUCGUAAUCUCCAGAGGGGGAGAUGAUAUUACUCACAAUAUGGUAAAGAGGCUGUGAGUCCACGGAGGAUCCUCAGAGCCAGCGGGGGAAGAGAGGCUGGCUCUGAGACCCCGCCUCGCUAGACCGAGAGGUUGUUGUCACUCCCAAUAUCAGAGGAAGUAUACACCCCCGUGUGAGAUGUUCCUUAAUGAUAUUCCACGGCGGAUGGGGUGAUAUGACUACAUACAUGGCAGAAAGUGGAAACCCCCCAGGGAUAUUAUUCCCACGAUCCUGGAGGGAAGAAGAUGAUGUUACUUUCAAUAUGACAGAAGGUGGAUGAAGUGGUGGACUGCCCCUCCACACCUGUGGACACGCCCCCACUGAUAUUCCCUGUAAUUGCAGCGUGGGAGAGGAGGAUAUGACACGCCAUAUCGCAGGGAGCAGAAACACCCCUGUGUUACUGUUCUUCAUAUUCAGGGAGGAAGAGGAUGAUAUUACUCCCAAUACAGACGGGUGUACACCCUCUGUACACCGAGGGUGUACACCCAUGUGUGAAAGAGUUCGUAAUCUCCAGAGGGGGAGAUGAUAUUACUCACAAUAUGGUAAAGAGGCUGUGAGUCCACGGAGGAUCCUCAGAGCCAGCGGGGGAAGAGGGGCUGGCUCUGAGACCCCGCCUCGCUAGACCGAGAGGUUGUUGUCACUCCCAAUAUCAGAGGAAGUAUACACCCCCGUGUGAGAUGUUCCUUAAUGAUAUUCCACGGCGGAGGGGGUGAUAUGACUACAUACAUGGCAGAAAGUGGAAACCCCCCAGGGAUAUUAUUCCCACGAUCCUGGAGGGAAGAAGAUGAUGUUACUUUCAAUAUGACAGAAGGUGGAUGAAGUGGUGGACUGCCCCUCCACACCUGUGGACACGCCCCCACUGAUAUUCCCUGUAAUUGCAGCGUGGGAGAGGAGGAUAUGACACGCCAUAUCGCAGGGAGCAGAAACACCCCUGUGUUACUGUUCUUCAUAUUCAGGGAGGAAGAGGAUGAUAUUACUCCCAAUACAGACGGGUGUACACCCUCUGUACACCGAGGGUGUACACCCGUGUGUGAAAGAGUUCGUAAUCUCCAGAGGGGGAGAUGAUAUUACUCACAAUAUGGUAAAGAGGCUGUGAGUCCACGGAGGAUCCUCAGAGCCAGCGGGGGAAGAGGGGCUGGCUCUGAGACCCCGCCUCGCUGUAGGUGCCUCCCCCCACUGCGAUGGGGGUCCUAAGAGACAGUGGGGGAAGAGGGGCUGGCUCUGAGACCCCGCGUCACGGGGGUUGCCUCCCCCCCUGCGAUGGGGGUCCUAAGGGCCAGUGGGGGAAGAGGGGCUGACUCUGAGAACCCGCCUCACGGGGGGUGCCUCCCCACCCUGCGAUGGGGGUCCUAAGGGCCAGUGGGGGAAGAGGGGCUGGCUCUGAGUACCCGCCUCACGGGGGGUGCCUCCCCCCCCUGCGACGGGGGUCCUAAGGGCCAGUGGGGGAAGAGGGGCUGGCUCAGAGACACCGCCUCGCGAGGGGUGCCUCCCCCCCCUGCGAUGGGGUUCCUAAGGGCCAGUGGGGGAAGAGGGGCUGGCUCUGAGACCCCGCCUCACGGGGGGUGCCUCCCCCCCUGUGAUGGGGGUCCUAAGAGCCAGGAGCAGAAGAGGGGCUGGCUGUCUGUACCCGCCUCGCGGGGGGUGCCUCCCCCACCCCGUGAUGGGGGUCCUAAGAGCCAGAAGGCUUAGAGGGGCUGGCUCUCAGUCCCCGCCUCGUGGGGGGUGCCUCCUCCCCCUGCGAUGGGGGUCCUAAAUGCCAGUGGGGAAAGAGGGGCUCGCUCUGAGACCCGCCUCGCUCGGGAUGCCUCCUCCCCCUGCGAUGGGGUUCCUAAGAGCCAGGGGGGGAAGAGGGGCUGGCUCUCAGUCCCCGCCGUGCGGGGGGUGCUUCCCCCCUCGUGAUACGGAUCCUAAGAGCCAGGGGGGGAACAUGGGGAGAGGAUGAUAAUUUCAGCAUCGCAGGCUGUGUUCACCCAGCCUGUUAAAUUGUUAUUAGUAUCCUGAAAGGGAGAGGAUGAUAUUACUCCCCAUAACAGACAGAUAUGACUCCCCAUCGUAGAGCACGAGGUGUACACCCGCCCUGUGAUUUUCUUCCUCAUAUUCAGAGACCGAGAGGUUGAUGUCACUCCCAAUAUCGGAAGAAGUAUACACCCCCGUGUGAGAUGUUCCUUAAUGAUAUUCCACGGCGGAGGGGGUGAUAUGACUACAUACAUGGCAGAAAGUGGAAACCCCCCAGGGAUAUUAUUCCCACGAUCCUGGAGGGAAGAAGAUGAUGUUACUUUCAAUAUGACAGAAGGUGGAUGAAGUGGUGGACUGCCCCUCCACACCUGUGGACACGCCCCCACUGAUAUUCCCUGUAAUUGCAGCGUGGGAGAGGAGGAUAUGACACGCCAUAUCGCAGGGAGCAGAAACACCCCUGUGUUACUGUUCUUCAUAUUCAGGGAGGAAGAGGAUGAUAUUACUCCCAAUACAGACGGGUGUACACCCUCUGUACACCGAGGGUGUACACCCGUGUGUGAAAGAGUUCGUAAUCUCCAGAGGGGGAGAUGAUAUUACUCACAAUAUGGUAAAGAGGCUGUGAGUCCUCGGAGGAUCCUCAGAGCCAGCGGGGGAAGAGGGGCUGGCUCUGAGACCCCGCCUCGCUGGGGGUGCCUCCCCCCACUGCGAUGGGGGUCCUAAGAGACAGUGGGGGAAGAGGGGCUGGCUCUGAGACCCCGCCUCGCGGGGGUUGCCUCCCCCCCUGCGAUGGGGGUCCUAAGGGCCAGUGGGGGAAGAGGGGCUGGGUCUGAGACCCCGCCUCACGGGGGGUGCCUCCCCACCCUGCGAUGGGGGUCCUAAGGGCCAGUGGGGGAAGAGGGGCUGGCUCUGAGUACCCGCCUCACGGGGGGUGCCUCACCCCCCUGCGACGGGGGUCCUAAGGGCCAGUGGGGGAAGAGGGGCUGGCUCAGAGACACCGCCUCGCGAGGGGUGCCUCCCCCCCCGCGAUGGGGUUCCAAAGGGCCAGUGGGGGAAGAGGGGCUGGCUCUGAGACCGCGCCUCACGGGGGGUGCCUCCCCCCCUGUGAUGGGGGUCCUAAGAGCCAGGAGCAGAAGAGGGGAUGGCUCUCUGUACCCGCCUCGCGGGGGGUGCCUCACCCCCCCCGUGAUGGGGGUCCUAAGAGCCAGAAGGCUUAGAGGGGCUGGCUCUCAGUCCCCGCCUCGUGGGGGGUGCCUCCUCCCCCUGCGAUGGGGGUCCUAAAUGCCAGUGGGGAAAGAGGGGCUCGCUCUGAGACCCCGCCUCGCUGUGGGUGCCUCCCCCCACUGCGAUGGGGGUCCUAAGGGCCAGUGGGGAAAGAGGGGCUGGCUCUCAGUCCCCGCCUCGUGGGGGGUGCCUCCUCCUCCUGCGACGGGGGUCCUAAAUGCCAGUGGGGAAAGAGGGGCUCGCUCUGAGACCCCGCCUCGCUGGGGAUGCCUCCUCCCCCUGCGAUGGGGUUCCUAAGAGCCAGGGGGGGAAGAGGGGCUGGCUCUCAGUCCCCGCCGCGCGGUGGGGUGCCUCCCCCCCUCGUGAUACGGAUCCUAAGAGCCAGGGGGGGAACAGGGGGAGAGGAUGAUAAUUUCAGCAUCGCAGGCUGUGUUCACCCAGCCUGUUAAAUUGUUAUUAGUAUCCUGAAAGGGAGAGGAUGAUAUUACUCCCCAUAACAGACAGAUAUGACUCCCCAUCGUAGAGCACGAGGUGUACACCCGCCCUGUGAUUUUCUUCCUCAUAUUCAGAGACCGAGAGGUUGAUGUCACUCCCAAUAUCGGAGGAAGUAUACACCCCCGUGUGAGAUGUUCCUUAAUGAUAUUCCACGGCGGAGGGGGUGAUAUGACUACAUACAUGGCAGAAAGUGGAAACCCCCCAGGGAUAUUAUUCCCACGAUCCUGGAGGGAAGAAGAUGAUGUUACUUUCAAUAUGACAGAAGGUGGAUGAAGUGGUGGACUGCCCCUCCACACCUGUGGACACGCCCCCACUGAUAUUCCCUCUAAUUGCAGCGUGGGAGACGAGGAUAUGACACGCCAUAUCGCAGGGAGCAGAAACACCCCUGUGUUACUGUUCUUCAUAUUCAGGGAGGAAGAGGAUGAUAUUACUCCCAAUACAGACGGGUGUACACCCUCUGUACACCGAGGGUGUACACCCGUCUGUGAAAGAGUUCGUAAUCUCCAGAGGGGGAGAUGAUAUUACUCACAAUAUGGUAAAGAGGCUGUGAGUCCACGGAGGAUCCUCAGAGCCAGCGGGGGAAGAGAGGCUGGCUCUGAGACCCCGCCUCGCUAGACCGAGAGGUUGUUGUCACUCCCAAUAUCAGAGGAAGUAUACACCCCCGUGUGAGAUGUUCCUUAAUGAUAUUCCACGGCGGAUGGGGUGAUAUGACUACAUACAUGGCAGAAAGUGGAAACCCCCCAGGGAUAUUAUUCCCACGAUCCUGGAGGGAAGAAGAUGAUGUUACUUUCAAUAUGACAGAAGGUGGAUGAAGUGGUGGACUGCCCCUCCACACCUGUGGACACGCCCCCACUGAUAUUCCCUGUAAUUGCAGCGUGGGAGAGGAGGAUAUGACACGCCAUAUCGCAGGGAGCAGAAACACCCCUGUGUUACUGUUCUUCAUAUUCAGGGAGGAAGAGAAUGAUAUUACUCCCAAUACAGACAGGUGUACACCCUCUGUACACCGAGGGUGUACACCCGUGUGUGAAAGAGUUCGUAAUCUCCAGAGGGGGAGAUGAUAUUACUCACAAUAUGGUAAAGAGGCUGUGAGUCCACGGAGGAUCCUCAGAGCCAGCGGGGGAAGAGGGGCUGGCUCUGAGACCCCGCCUCGCUGGGGGUGCCUCCCCCCACUGCGAUGGGGGUCCUAAGAGACAGUGGGGGAAGAGGGGCUGGCUCUCAGACCCCGCCUCGCGGGGGGUGCCUCCCCACCCUGCGAUGGGGGUCCUAAGGGCCAGUGGGGGAAGAAGGGCUGGCUCUGAGAACCCGCCUCACGGGGGUGCCUCCCCCCACUGCGAUGGGGGUCCUAAGGGCUAGUGGGGGAAGAGGGGCUGGCUCAGAGACCCGGCCUCGCGGGGGAUGCCUCCCCCCCUGCGAUGGCGGUCCUAAGGGCCACUGGGGGAAGAGGGGCUGGCUCUGAGUACCCGCCUCACGGGGGGUGCCUCCCCCCCCUGCGACGGGGGUCCUAAGGGCCAGUGGGGGAAGAGGGGCUGGCUCAGAGACACCGCCUCGCGAGGGGUGCCUCCCCCCCCUGCGAUGGGGUUCCUAAGGGCCAGUGGGGGAAGAGGGGCUGGCUCUGAGACCCCGCCUCGCGGGGGUUGCCUCCCCCCCUGUGAUGGGGGUCCUAAGAGCCAGGAGCAGAAGAGGGGCUGGCUCUCUGUACCCGCCUCGCGGGGGGUGCCUUCCCCCCCCCGUGAUGGGGGUCCUAAGAGCCAGAAGGCUUAGAGGGGCUGGCUCUCAGUCCCCGCCUCGUGGGGGGUGCCUCCUCCCCCUGCGAUGGCGGUCCUAAAUGCCAGUGGGGAAAGAGGGGCUCGCUCUGAGACCCCGCCUCGCUGGGGGUGCGUCCCCCCACUGCGAUGGGGGUCCUAAGGGCCAGUGGGGAAAGAGGGGCUCGCUCUCAGUCCCCACCUCGUGGGGGGUGCCUCCUCCUCCUGCGACGGGGGUCCUAAAUGCCAGUGGGGAAAGAGGGGCUCGCUCUGAGACCCCGCCUCGCUGGGGAUGCCUCCUCCCCCUGCGAUGGGGUUCCUAAGAGCCAGGGGGGGAAGAGGGGCUGGCUCUCAGUCCCCGCCUCGCGGGGGGUGCCUCCCCCCCUCUGAUGGGGGUCCUAAGAGCCAGGAGCAGAAGAGGUGCUGACUCUCUGUACCCGCCUCGCGGGGGGUGCCUCCCCCCCCCGUGAUGGGGGUCCUAAGAGCCAGAAGGCUUAGAGGGGCUGGCUCUCAGUCCCCGCCUCGUGGGGGCUGCCUCCUCCCCCUGCGACGGAGGUCCUAAAUGCCAGUAGGGAAAGAGGGGCUCGCUCUGAGACCCCGCCUCGCUGGGGGUGCCUCCUCCCCCUGCGAUGGGGGUCCUAAGAGCCAGUGGGGAAAGAGGGGCUGGCUCUCAGUCCCCGCCGCGCGGGGGGUGCCUCCCCCCCUCGUGAUACGGAUCCUAAGAGCCAGGGGGGAACAGGGGGAGAGGAUGAUAAUUUCAGCAUCGCAGGCUGUGUUCACCCAGCCUGUUAAAUUGUUAUUAGUAUCCUGAAAGGGAGAGGAUGAUAUUACUCCCCAUAACAGACAGAUAUGACUCCCCAUCGUAGAGCACGAGGUGUACACCCGCCCUGUGAUUUUCUUCCUCAUAUUCAGAGACCGAGAGGUUGAUGUCACUCCCAAUAUCGGAAGAAGUAUACACCCCCGUGUGAGAUGUUCCUUAAUGAUAUUCCACGGCGGAGGGGGUGAUAUGACUACAUACAUGGCAGAAAGUGGAAACCCCUCAGGGAUAUUAUUCCCAGGAUCCUGGAGGGAAGAAGAUGAUGUUACUUUCAAUAUGACAGAAGGUGGAUGAAGUGGUGGACUGCCCCUCCACACCUGUGGACACGCCCCCACUGAUAUUCCCUGUAAUUGCAGCGUGGGAGAGGAGGAUAUGACACGCCAUAUCGCAGGGAGCAGAAACACCCCUGUGUUACUGUUCUUCAUAUUCAGGGAGGAAGAGAAUGAUAUUACUCCCAAUACAGACAGGUGUACACCCUCUGUACACCGAGGGUGUACACCCGUGUGUGAAAGAGUUCGUAAUCUCCAGAGGGGGAGAUGAUAUUACUCACAAUAUGGUAAAGAGGCUGUGAGUCCACGGAGGAUCCUCAGAGCCAGCGGGGGAAGAGGGGCUGGCUCUGAGACCCCGCCUCGCUGGGGGUGCCUCCCCCCACUGCGAUGGGGGUCCUAAGAGACAGUGGGGGAAGAGGGGCUGGCUCUCAGACCCCGCCUCGCGGGGGGUGCCUCCCCACCCUGCGAUGGGGGUCCUAAGGGCCAGUGGGGGAAGAAGGGCUGGCUCUGAGAACCCGCCUCACGGGGGUGCCUCCCCCCACUGCGAUGGGGGUCCUAAGGGCUAGUGGGGGAAGAGGGGCUGGCUCAGAGACCCGGCCUCGCGGGGGAUGCCUCCCCCCCUGCGAUGGCGGUCCUAAGGGCCACUGGGGGAAGAGGGGUGGCUCUGAGACCCCGCCUCGCGGGGAGUGCCUCCCCCCUGCGAUGGGGGUCCUAAGAGCCAGUGGGGGAAGAGGGGCUGGCUCUCAGACCCCGCCUCGCGGGAGGUGCCUCCCCCCCCGCGAUGGGGGUCCUAAGAGCCAGUUGAGGAAGAGGGGCUGGCUCUCUGUACCCGUCUCCCGGGGGGUGCCUCCCCCCCCGUGAUGGGGGUCCUAAGAGCCAGAAGGCUUAGAUGUGCUGGCUCUCAGUCCCCGCCUCGUGGGGGGUGCCUCUUUCUCCUGCGAUGGGGUUCCUAAGAGCCAGUGGUGUAAGAGGGGCUGGCUCUGAGACCACGCCUCGCGAUGUGCCUCCCCACCUUGCGAUCGGGAUCCCAAGAGCCAGGGGGGAAGAGUGGCUGGCUCUCUCUGUGGAUGAUUCUUUUUCCAUUCUCAGUCAGUUUUCUUUUUUCUUUCUUUUUUUUUUGAGACUGAGUCUUUCUCUGUUGCCCAUGCCUUGCUGGAUCUCGGGUGACUGCAACCACUGCCUCCCGCGUUCGAGAGAUUCUCCUGCCUCAGCCUCCUGAGUAGCUGGGACUAGAGCUGAGUGCCACUUGCUGACAUCACUAAGAUCAAUACAGCAAACUCUGAAAGAUGGAUAGAGAGACAGGAGAUGGUCCUUUAUAAUGCAGUGUGAUCUGUGCUGCAAUAGAGUUUUGGAAGCUAGAAGUUCAAAACGAGGUGUUGGCAGCACCAUGCUCUCUCUGAAGAUGCUAGGAAGAAUCUGCUCCAUGCCUUUCCAUUCGCUUCUGGGGUUUCCUGCAAGCCCUGACAUUCCUUGGCUUGUAGAUGCAUCACCCCAGUUUCCGCCCCCAUCAUCACAUGGCCUCCUCUCUGUUUGUGCCUCUGCGUUCCCUCUAUUCUUCUUCUAAGGACACCGACACCAGUCAUAGUGGAUUAAGGGUCCACUCCUAACUAAUCACAUCUGCAACAACCCUAUUUCCAAAUAAAGUCACAUUCUAAGA
This is a messenger RNA of Pan troglodytes (chimpanzee), 14449 nucleotides long. Its product is annotated as E3 ubiquitin-protein ligase TRIM52. Gene Ontology annotation, molecular function: zinc ion binding. The transcript has 26 exons. Bases 329 to 1129 code for a protein of 266 amino acids. NCBI's taxonomy places the organism in Eukaryota, Metazoa, Chordata, Mammalia, Primates, Hominidae. The record is from RefSeq and is a predicted model, not a curated record.